ACAUGUAAAGAAAACGUGUGUAAGUCAUAUAAUAGUUUGAAUAAGUUUUUAAAAUAUGGCUCUAAAUGUCGCUCAUCCUCCCGAAGGAAUUUUCAUUUAUAAUGGGGAAUAUAUUCUUCUUUUUUGUGAUGGAGUUGAAUUGCAGUUUCAUGGAGAAGCAUUAAAACAAUUUAAAGGUCCAGUUAAAGGGAAAUUGUAUUUAACAACACACAGGAUGAUCUUCAAAAAUGAUAAACUACAACAUAAUCUACAGUCCUUUGAUUUUCCAUUUCUUUCAAUUAAAGUUAAAUUAGAACAACCUAUUUUAGGUCCUAAUUCCAUCAAAGGAGUUGUAAAUGCAUUUCCAGGAGGUAAUUGGGAAGGUGUAGCUAAUUUUGAGCUAAAAUUUUUAAAAGGUGGUGCUAUUGACUUUGGAAGAGCUAUGUUAGAAGCAGCAAAAAUAGUUUCUGGAAGAGAAACAAGUGGAUAUUACUAUACACCACCUACUAAUUCACUUUAUCAAGUGCCUCCUGUUGUUUUCCUUCCUCCUGCAGGGAUGGGGUUCGGCUUCUUUCUUCCAGUUGUAUUUUUUUCACCACAAUCAGAUGAAAGUACCGUAUUUAAGACCGAUGAUCCUCCACCUUAUCCCGGUUUAGAAGGAAUUUCGAAACCAACGACACAAGGUCAAGGAGCGGCUCAAGAUGGAAAACAGGUGGACGAACAACCGCCUCCUUCUUACUACGACGCAACAAAAAAGAAAUAAAAAUUCAGAAGUUAAUUCUCAAGAAAAUAAUAAUAAUAAAUUAUUGAUCUCAAAUAUGCAGCUUUAAAAAGCUUGUUGAUUUUUCUGCACUUUGUGUAAAUAAUUUUUGGUGUUUAUUGUUAU
Molecule: messenger RNA, 865 nt
Organism: Centruroides sculpturatus (bark scorpion)
Lineage: Eukaryota; Metazoa; Arthropoda; Arachnida; Scorpiones; Buthidae
Product: WW domain-binding protein 2-like
Exons: 8
Coding region: 56-742 (228 amino acids)
Biological process (GO): positive regulation of DNA-templated transcription
Cellular component (GO): nucleus
Molecular function (GO): transcription coactivator activity; chromatin DNA binding
Source: RefSeq, a predicted model, not a curated record